AUGCAGAUCGACGUUCUUUGCAUAGGUGCGAAAGUUCUUGACGUUGGUUCUGGUUCAGGCUACCUAACUACAUGCAUGGCUCGUCUGGUUCGUCCAGGUGGUAAAGCGGUUGGUGUGGAGCACAUUCAAGAGCUCGUCGAUCGAUCGAUCGUUAAUAUAAAGAAAAAUCAUGCUGCUCUAUUCGACGAGGGAAGUUUAAAGAUUCUCAAAGGCGAUGGUCGACAAGGUUAUGCUGCCGAAGCACCCUACGAUGCCAUUCAUGUCGGUGCUGCUGCACCAGAUACACCUCAUGAACUAAUUCGUCAACUGAAACCUGGUGGUCGACUUGUUUCACCUGUCGGUGGAUCUCAUGGUCAAGAAAUGAUUACAUAUGACAAGAAAGAGGAUGGAAGUUAUCGUGAAGAACGACAUAUGGGCGUGAUGUAUGUGCCAUUAACCGACGAGCAAAAGCAAUAUGCAAGUGCAGGAAUUCGCAAGGAUUUAUAA
Adineta ricciae is the source of this 486-nucleotide messenger RNA. Lineage: Eukaryota; Metazoa; Rotifera; Eurotatoria; Adinetida; Adinetidae. The record is from the annotation of a GenBank genome assembly.